AUGUUGCGGCGUUCGCGUUUGCUCUCAUUCCGCAUGAAGGGUGGAGAGAUGCUCGUUGAAUACAAAAUUACGUCGCGGGAUCAUUCGCGCUCCAUCCGCGUGGAGGAUGCCGUUGUGGAUCCAGCCGUUCUUUGCACAGUUCUGCCGCUGAGCUGGCUAGAGCAGCUGCGCAGCCCGUCCCUGCGUCUGCGGAAGGGAUACCACACGGAGGAGGCGGUGUACGUGCCACCAGCGUAUGCUGCAGCCAACAGUAAAAUAGGCAGUCAGGCUGCGAAAAAAGGUCCAUUAUCAUUACCAUCAUCAUCAUCGGUGGCGGCGCCAGCUCCAAACGCGAUUCGAGCAGGGCCUGUUGUGCUGUACAUCAUGGGACAAAGUACCCCGGUAGUGCUGAACCCGUAUUUUGUGUCUGACGAUACCUGGGGUCUGCGAGGGAAGGGCGAUGAGUGGGAUCUGCGUCUUGGUAUGGACGCCAUAGAGCAGUGCACACUGUUCAGCGAGCUUCGCCCUGGUGGGCUGCUCUACAACAAACUACCAAACAGCCAGAAUGUGAGGCGGCACGAGCCAGUCCGCGCAACAUUGCAGCGUUACGGCAUGAAGUGUGGGCUCGCAGAGUCACCGUUAGUUCCUCGGCCCUGGACACGGAUGAGGUACAUGUUUAUCGACGAAUUACAGCGGGGACCGAAGCUCACAGAGUUUGUUGGGUACAACCCGCGCAGUGGGACUCCGUGGCGCUUCUCGCAGAACACAAAGUACUUCCGCCUCGGCAUCUGGCGAGAGACAAUUCGCCGCAACGAUAUGAACGAAGGCCUCCACGCGCAUAGUAGCUGGCAGAAGUCGCCGCAGCAGUCGGUUCCGGAUGUCAGCUUCAUGGCGCCCUAUCCGUAA
Molecule: messenger RNA, 885 nt
Organism: Trypanosoma grayi
Lineage: Eukaryota; Euglenozoa; Kinetoplastea; Trypanosomatida; Trypanosomatidae
Product: putative trans-sialidase
Exons: 1
Coding region: 1-885 (294 amino acids)
Source: RefSeq, a predicted model, not a curated record